AUGCUCUAUGCGGAUGAUAUAUUGAUUUUUCUAAAUGGAGAGAAAAGAUCAUUGAGAAGGCUUGUGAACACUUUGUCUAUUUAUGAGAAGUGGUUUGGGCAACUGAUUAGUAAAGAGAAGUCUGACAUAUAUACUGCCAAGAUCAUCAGUGCAACUAGGAGACGUGGCCUGGUGAGGAUUACUGGUUUUGUGGAGGGUCAUUUUCCUGUGAUAUACUUGGGAGUUCUGUUGGUGAAUGGUAAGCUUAAGGCUUGUCAUUUGGAGCAGUUGGUUGUUAAAGUUCGAUCAAAAGUGGCGGGGUGGAAGGUGAAAUUAUUGUCGCAAGGUGGGAGGCUCAUUUUGCUCAAGCAUGUGUUGUCUAGUAUGGCUUCUCAUUUGCUUGUUGUCAUGGAUGUGCCAAAGAUUGUUAUUAAAAAGAUUAAUGCAGUACUUUCUACAUUUUUUGGGGGAGAACAGAGUGGGAAGGCUAAAACUAAAUAG
Juglans microcarpa x Juglans regia is the source of this 480-nucleotide messenger RNA. RefSeq lists its product as uncharacterized. The transcript has a single exon. The record is from RefSeq and is a predicted model, not a curated record. The coding region runs from base 1 to 480 and encodes 159 amino acids. NCBI's taxonomy places the organism in Eukaryota, Viridiplantae, Streptophyta, Magnoliopsida, Fagales, Juglandaceae.